AUGGCUUGGGAUCAAGAUCUGUCCAGAUUGCUUCAGGAUUGCCGGGAAAAUGUUUCGUUACUAACUCAAGCAGCAUAUCAUCUUGUGAAUGCGAUUUUGAAAAUUAAAUGGGCUCAUCGAAGUGAGUGUACUGUUAGGGACUAUCAAGGUUUUCUGGUGGAUUUAUUAUCUGCUCAUAACUAUUAUACAAAAAUUGUUUUUGAUGAAUUAGUUGCCACUUUUAAGUCUGCUGAUGGAUGGGAGAAUGAAACUCCUUCUAAAGAAGAAAAUAACAUUUACAAUCAUGUACAUGAAGUUUUAGAAGUUUUGCUACAAACUGUACCUAUGUCCCUUGAUCUCUUAAAAGAAGUUAUCGAAGCUCAUUUUCCUUACUUACGUCGUAAUGUGCACGAACAUCAAAGUUAUAUUUAUAACAUGCUUAAAAUUCUUCACUAUCAGCCAGUGUUGAGAACAGACUUCUUAUUUUUGCUGAUUGAUAGAUUAAUAAUCUUAGAUGUGAAUGCUCCCAAACAUGAAAUUAUGGAUUCUUAUGAUGUGCCAGAGGAUGAGCAGUUUCAAAUGGAACUUGGCGAAAGAAAAGAUUCAAAUAUGACACAUUCAAUUGCUGAUACUUUUGAUUGUUGUUUGAAUAUAGUGUUUCAAUAUUUAUAUGUUACUUGUUAUGAUACAAGUGUUAAGCCGGCAGAGCUAAAAUUGGAAGAAACUAAGCAAUUAUUUCAGGAAAUUCUUAGUGUGUUUGAUUCACUUAUUCUUCCCACUCAUGGAACACAUCAUGUACAGUUUAUUGUGUUUUAUAUGUGUACCUUUAAAGUUCAACUAGCGGAUAUGUUUUUAACAUAUUUAUGGCAAAAAGUCACAUCCACUCGUGUGGCAAACGUGAUAAGACAAACAGCUGUUGCAUACUUCAGUAGCUUUUUGGCAAGAAAUGAUACCCUAACCAUAAGGAUAUUAAUGAACAGAAUUGCAGAAAUGACAGAGUGGGUACAUAAUUACAUUUCAAAACAAGAUGGAGCUGAAGGCAGCCGUGUAGAUAUAAGAGUACAUCCAGUAUUUUAUUCAGUUUGUCAAGCCAUAUUUUAUGUUACAUCAUGUAGAUACAGCGAUUUUGUACAUACAAAGAAAGGAUUACUAUUUUUACAAGGACUCAAUUUAACGAAAAUUGUUACCUGCGAUCUCAAUCCACUGAAAGUAUGUCAGCCGGAGAUUGUUCAUAGCUUUGCAACUAUUACUAGAAAUUUUCAAUUAGCUUACUGCUUUACCAUCAUUGAACACAAUUCUCGGACACACCUGCCAGUGGUACAUUUGAAUGAUCAAGGAGUUACUCAUGAAACAACAGUAAAGGACAUGCUUGAUACUUUCUUUCCAUUUGACCCAUAUGUACUGAAAAGGUCCAGCAAAUUUAUAUCUCCCAAUUAUAACGAACUAAAAGCUCCAUUUUCAGAAGAAAGGAUGUGUUCUGUUGGUUCUAAACAUGAUGAAGAUGAUGACUUUUUGAAUGGUUACAGUUCAAAUACACCGACAAUGCCCGUAUUAAGUGUCAGCCCUUCAUUUUGAGUUUUUGAAAUGUAUUGUUUGUAACCAACUUGAGGUUUUGAACAUUCAUGUUAGGUUGGAAUAAAACAAAGUUGACAAAUGAAAUUUGAUUUUUGAGUUCCAUUCCUUCCUUUCAACUAUUAUAUUUUUAUUGCAAGAUUACUUUUCUAAGUGUAAAAAG
Molecule: messenger RNA, 1714 nt
Organism: Gryllus bimaculatus (two-spotted cricket)
Lineage: Eukaryota; Metazoa; Arthropoda; Insecta; Orthoptera; Gryllidae
Source: the annotation of a GenBank genome assembly